AUGGCCAAUUCCACAGAUAAAGCAUUACCAUCUUCGGCUGAGCACCAGCACCAGACAGGCGACUGUCCGCACGCCGUGGCCUCCACUAUUAUUCAGCGUCACCGCGACAACCGUCAGCGAUUCGAUUCGGCCGACUACGUGAUGGCGCAGAUUGCUGCUGGCCCGUGUGCCGGGUGCACGUGCGGUAAGUGCGCGCCUUCGGACGGCACCGAACUAGAGCGAGAACCGGAGCCUGGUACUGCGGAAGCUCGCGAACAGCUACGGUGUCUGCGUUUGCAGCGCUUCGACUCUGCCGACUGGGCCUUACAGGCUCAGCGCGCGCAGCAGAAUCCGCAGACAGACUCCCCAGCGUCAGAACCCGGGAACGUUGCGCAGAUGCUGAUGGACCGACAUGCACUCAAGACCUGCGCUUUGGUGGGUCCCCAACCGGUCAAGACCGACGACAGUGCCAACAAGGCAUAG
This is a messenger RNA of Phytophthora nicotianae INRA-310, 462 nucleotides long. RefSeq lists its product as hypothetical. The record is from RefSeq and is a predicted model, not a curated record. The coding region runs from base 1 to 462 and encodes 153 amino acids. NCBI's taxonomy places the organism in Eukaryota, Oomycota, Peronosporomycetes, Peronosporales, Peronosporaceae. The transcript has a single exon.